AUGGGGAGGAUAUACGCAAACGAGACCGUUGGAGAACAAUGCUGGGCAAUAGGAGAACGUAUUGGCGCCAGCCACAUGGAAUUAUUUGCCUGCUCAGAGUGGCAAUUUGAUCAGUCAGUGAUGCGUCGAACUUUGUCGACAGACUUCACUCUGAUUUGCGGCCGUAAACACCUGAUCCAGUGGCUGGCGAGUAGCGUGUUUUUCUUUGUCGCUCUGGGACAAGUUAUCACUCUCUUUACGGAUAGAAUCAGUCGCAGGAAGCUGCUACUCUUCUACGUGGUUGUUGAGAUUAUAAUUUCCAGCGUAACCCAAUUCGGUACCUACUUUGAAGUUAUUUUUGUGCUGCGACUUUUGCGUAUGCUAACAUUGCCGCUAAACUAUGUUGCUACUUGCAUUAUACAGGAGCUCUUACCCACACGAAAGCGUGGCCUCUUCGGCACUCUUUAUUGGAUACCCUAUAUGCUUGGGCGGCUGUCGGUGGCCAUUUUUGCUGUGGCCACAGCCACGACUGUUGUGACUGGCCCAACAGUGAGGCCAUUUUCGCAUAUUGCCUGCACCGUAAUCGGCUUUCUUGGGAAGGUGUUGGCCUCGUCCACGGCUGGCUUGGCGAUCCUGAUCGUGACAGAAGUGUACCCCACAACAAUACGCAACAUGGGCCUCUUCUUGGCCAUGUCACUUAGCUCUCUUGCUUCCUGUCUUGCUCCCGUCAUCAACUCCCUGGAUGCCAUCCACUAUGUCCUCCCUGGA
This is a messenger RNA of Dibothriocephalus latus, 747 nucleotides long. Lineage: Eukaryota; Metazoa; Platyhelminthes; Cestoda; Diphyllobothriidea; Diphyllobothriidae. The record is from the annotation of a GenBank genome assembly.